GGCUGCCCGCCCCUGAGUCUGGAGCAGCAGCAGCGGCGGAGCCUCACUGCCUCUCCUCGCCUCACAGUGCGGGAAUAUAGCAGCGGAGCGCGGAAUGGAGACGGAAGGGAGCCAGAGCAGCCUGUCCUCCGGCACGGACAACUCCCCCCACGACCCCUGCAAAAUGUUCAUCGGGGGUCUGAGUUGGCAGACGACGCAAGAGGGCUUGAAGGAGUACUUCUGUAAAUUCGGCGAGGUGAAGGAGUGCAUGGUGAUGCGGGAUCCCGUUACUAAGCGGUCGAGGGGUUUCGGGUUCGUAACGUACGCGGAGCAAGCCGGCGUGGAGAAGGUUUUGGCGCAAAACAGGCACGAGUUGGACUCCAAAACGAUUGACCCGAAGGUGGCAUUUCCCCGCCGGGCCCAGCCCAAGUUGGUGACCAGGACAAAGAAGAUCUUUGUCGGAGGACUGUCAGUCAACACUACUAUCGAAGAUGUGAAGCAAUACUUUGACCAGUUUGGAAAGGUUGAUGAUGCCAUGCUGAUGUUCGACAAAACGACCAACAGACACAGAGGUUUUGGCUUUGUUACCUUUGAAAACGAAGACGUGGUGGAGAAAGUGUGUGAGAUCCACUUCCAUGAGAUCAACAACAAAAUGGUGGAAUGUAAGAAAGCGCAGCCCAAGGAGGUGAUGACACCCACAGGCUCAGCUAGAGGCCGCUCCAGAGUGAUGCCUUAUGGGAUGGACGCCUUCAUGCUGGGCAUUGGGAUGCUCGGCUACCCAGGCUUCCAGACUACGACCUACACCAGUCGCAGCUACUCUGGAAUUGCACCUGGCUACACUUAUCAGUUUCCAGAAUUCCAUUUAGAACGGACCCCCCUCCUGACGUCAUCCCACCCUCCUGAGCUGACAGCCAUCCCCCUGACCGCAUAUGGACCAAUGGCGGCAGCCGCAGCAGCAGUAGUUAGAGGUUCCACCCCUUCACGCACAGCUGGUUUCCUGGGCACCAGCAGCCCUGGACCAAUGGCUGACCUGUAUGCAGCAGCCAAUCAGGACUCAGGAGUCAGCAGCUACAUCAGCGCUGCUAGCCCGGCCCCCAGCACAGGGUUCGGCCACGGUCUAGGGCCCGUGUGUCCUCAGGGCCCACUGAUUGCUACUGCGUUCACUAAUGGCUACCACUGAUGGGACUCAGGUCAUUGAAGAUGGGAGGGCUGCUCCUCUGCUGAUGAGCCAAUCAGAAUGCUGGUUGCCCACUGAUGGCACACCCUGAUUGGCCGGGCCACUGCGUAUGCCGGGCUCUCUUGACUCCCUGUGGCUCCACCCACCGACUGAAUAUCUUUUUAAAUCCUGAACUCUCGUUUUGCUGUACUAAUCUCACUUCAACAUAAAGCUCUCUCUCUCUCUCUCUCUCUCUCUCUCUCUCUCUCUCUCUCUCUCUCUCUCUAUCUAUCCUCACGUAGUCUAAUUCCUAGAUUCCACACCGAUAUCCUUCUGUUUUGAAGCUGAGAAAAGAAACCUGCAAAAAAAAAAAGCCUCCGAGAAGGCGUUUUGUCGUCCUUGACGACGACAGAGGACUAUUUUAAGUUUUUUGUUAUGAUUUUGUUUCAAUGUGACAUGUCGUUUCAUCAUGAAAUCCCUCAAAGCUGUUACCGAUGUGAACAUUGGGAGAACAAAUGGUGCAGGAUGAGUCUAACCAUUUUUAACAAAGGAAGAACAAACCCAACAGUCCUUUUUUUUUAAAAUCUCAAGCAAACACGGAAACAUGAAAAAAGUCAAAUGUAUAUUUUGGUAGUCUUUAAAAACAAAACCUUUGUAAUAUUGUUAUUAAUAAUGAUGAUAAUCUGUAAGGUAUUUUAUUCUGUAAUUGGUUUUAAAGCAAUGUUUCUAUGUCUUCCUGUAACAUAUUGUACAUAGAUGUGGGGGUGAUGGAGGUGGAGGGUUUUCUAAGCUGGCUGCCAUGUCACUGCUUGCUUUGGGAAGCGUUUCCGGUGAUGUGACUGGAUGUCGUCUACUGCUCUGUGCGGCCAUCUCACUGCUCACGCCCGUGCACGCGUGCUCCGUUUGUUGUCCAGGCUGUCCAGACGUAAACGGGAGUUUGUGUGACGCGUGCGCUCACUUAAACAACAGUGGUUACGGACUUGAGUCGCUGUCAGGGUCCUCGUGAGAACUACUUCAGACAAAGAUGAUGGACUUUGGAGGAACAACACAAACGGGGGGGUUCGUGGGCGUUUUCUUUUUUGAAAAUAUUCUAUUUUUUUUUUUGCGCCAUUCACUUCUUAAUGUUUUAUUUCUGUCGUUGUUGUUGGCGGUUUUUCUUUUGUGAACGUUCGCGCGCGGCCUUCUCCGCCGCGAGAAAAACAGAUGAAGGACUUUCUCAGAGAAGCAAUCGUAGAAAACACCGCGACCACGUUCUGUCCUCGUAUCACUAUUGAAGGCGCACGUGAUUGCGUGUGAGUGCGUGUGAGUGAAUGUUUGUGCGCGUACGUCAAGGUGUAAUAUGGAACUACUUCUGGCAAGCGAAGGAGCAUUUCGAUUGCCUUUGUUCUUGGUACUGAAAAAAAAAAAAGGUCAUCCUGUUCCAUCCUGGCCCGCCCUGCUCCUCUCCCCCGCCUGCUCCCAUUUCAUAUUUCGUUUUUAAUAACCUUGUGGUCUCCUGGAACCGACACAUUGUUGUUUAUACACAGUUGCUGCUCCGUGUAGUGAUGAAGAGCGGGGGCUCGGGCAGGGAACCAGGAGCGGAACAGGGUUUCGCUCCCAGUCGGCUCCGAUGCAGGACCUCAGUACAGACAACACUGGCUGGCAGGAGAGGUCAGAAAGCUGGAACGAACUCAACACUUGCAAACACAAGUAGCCUGUUUGUUCAGCGCAGCGGAAAACGUCCUGGUCCAGCCAGUAGUUCCUCUGUCAGACCUCCUGGGAAACGACACAAAACUACUGCUGGACACCAACACUGUAACUUUUUAAACGUACAAUAAAGCAAUAAGUUAUUUUUUACCUUACAAAUGAAAAUAGUACUAUUAUUGGUAAUAGCAGACGGCGUGUGGAUAAUUCUGCGGCAUUAAGACUUAUUUUCAGAAAAAAAAGAAACUAUAUUUUUCUGUUUUGAGAUCUUGUUCCCCUUGUAUAUUGAUUUGACUGUCUUUUGGUUGUGUUGAUGUAAGGAUCAGGGCCAAAGCUUUAAGUGGAGCUGGCAGCUCUCCAUGAGCUCAGUCUCAGUUAAAGAUUCGGCCUGUCCCCCGCCAAGCUUUACAGCAAUGCUUUUCUGUUUUUCUUGUUUUUUUUGUUUUUUUUUUCUGACAAUUUCAAUUUUAAAAUCCUAAUAAAUUAUUCUAAAGCA
Betta splendens (Siamese fighting fish) is the source of this 3314-nucleotide messenger RNA. RefSeq names its product RNA-binding protein Musashi homolog 1-like. The transcript is spliced from 14 exons. Gene Ontology annotation, molecular function: RNA binding. Gene Ontology annotation, cellular component: cytoplasm. Bases 95 to 1159 code for a protein of 354 amino acids. Lineage: Eukaryota; Metazoa; Chordata; Actinopteri; Anabantiformes; Osphronemidae. The record is from RefSeq and is a predicted model, not a curated record.